UAGAGAGCUGGAAGACAACAGCAGCAGCAGCAGGAGGCUGAGUUUUAGAAACUGCUGGGUUUCGCUGAUCUAUAGAUCAUGGGGUGUGAGCGUUUAGAGAGUCCGCAUGCAGUUACAGUCUAACACUGCGCUGCCCGCUCACUUCCUGAUCACAAACAACAACGAGGAAGUGGGAAAAACACAGGAAAAGUUGGAGUAAAUCAGAAUGAGCCGGAUUUAUGAUAACACUGCGCUUCAGAAUAAACCGGUUCAUAAUGAGAAACUUUCUACAGUCUGGGACCCGGCUUUCUAUCAGAGAGGCGCUGGGGUGAUUCUGGAGGGGACUUUUAUUGAUGUGUCUCGUCAUGCAAUCACAGACACCAACAACAGAAAGGAGCGCUAUUAUAUUCUGUAUGUGAAGCCUAGCCGAAUCCACUGCAGAAAGUAUGAUGCCAAAGGAAAUGAGAUCGAGCCCAAUUUCAGUGAGACCAAGAAGGUCAACACAGGUUAUCUUAUGUCAUCUUACAAACAGGAGGCCAAAGGUGAGUCAGAUAGACUUACUGAAGACCAGCUGAAGGACAUUGUGAACAAGAAGGAGCUAAUUACAGUAACAGAGAAGCACUGCCCCAAACAAGCAUUUGCCUUCUGGAUACUGGAGACUGAGAUGGAGAAGGUGGAGCUGGAAAGUGGCCAAGAAAUCCGUCUAAAAACCAAGGGAGAUGGCCCCUUUAUCUUCUCCUUUGCCAAGGUGGAUGCCGGAACAGUGACAAAGUGCAAUUUUGCUGGAGAUGAGCAGACUGGGGCAUCGUGGACUGACAAAAUAAUGGCCAACAAAGCAGAUACACUGAGUGAUUCAAAACCGGCUGAGCAGGGCCAAGGAGCUGAUGAUGAAGAGUGGGAUGACUGAUCAGUACACAGAAGAAGACAGAUGUAUGAAUACACUUUACAUAUGAAUAUUGACACUUUACGUAUGAAGUUGGAAUUACAUAAACCUUUGAUAUGUGCCAUAAUAAAAGCCAUUUUUUAACAAAAA
This is a messenger RNA of Astyanax mexicanus (Mexican tetra), 1012 nucleotides long. It is a transcript of the gene arpin, whose product is annotated as actin related protein 2/3 complex inhibitor. The record is from RefSeq and is a predicted model, not a curated record. Gene Ontology annotation, biological process: negative regulation of actin nucleation. Lineage: Eukaryota; Metazoa; Chordata; Actinopteri; Characiformes; Acestrorhamphidae. The coding region runs from base 206 to 886 and encodes 226 amino acids. The transcript has 6 exons.